Molecule: messenger RNA, 1520 nt
Organism: Paramecium pentaurelia
Lineage: Eukaryota; Ciliophora; Oligohymenophorea; Peniculida; Parameciidae
Source: the annotation of a GenBank genome assembly
AUGCUGAACAAGUUUACUCUUUAAUUUAAGGAUAAACAACUUGAAGAAAAAUAUUAGAAUUACCAAUUAAUAUCAAAUCGAUUACCACUUUUUAAGCAUUUGACUCUUGGUCUUAGUGUAGCUGGGAUCAUACGAUUUUGCUAGAUACUAAUAUCUGGUGAUUCUAAACUAUGGUUUAUAUAUGUUCUUUUUAUAAUUGGAGUGAUAUCUUUAGGGACUUUUGUUUUAAUAAAAAAGAAAAGUAUACGUAUAGCAUUAGUAAUAAUUAAUCAUUUGAUCAUUUUAACUUCAUUAGAAAUAGAUAAUCAAUGUUCACCACAUUAUUACUAUUUAAGGGGGGCAAGUAUGAUGUGUAUUCAUCUGGUAAUUCUUUUACAAGGUGAAUUUAUAGAUGCUUUUUUUUCCAUUAUUAUCAUAACAACAAUUAGAUUGCUUACCAUUUUUCUUUAGGAUUCAAUAUUUCCUUAUCCAUCAAUGAUGAUAGCAAUAAUUUUGAUAGGUUAUCUGUUAUACAUAAUUUACAAAAAUAAUCUCGCUUUUAGAUCAUAAUUUUAAUUAUCCUGUUUGGACAAUCAAUGGGACUAAGUAAUUACAACUCUAAUAGAUGAUCCAUAUUUAUUAAUUAAUUUCAAUGAAAGCAAUUUAAGUUUUAAGUUUAAGAAAUCUAAUAAGUUUUAGUUUAAUUGUGAAAAUGAACUGGAUUUAAAAUUAUUUUUAAGAAACACUAAAUUAAUUGAAGGAAAAAAUAGCUUAGAAUAAUUUUUAUUUAAGAGCAUCUAAGAUUGCAUUUUUGAAAAUACAAAUCAAUAGUUGAAAUAACAAAUUUAAAUUAUUCAUGACAAAAAAGAAUUCACUCUACAAUAUUCUAUUUUUUUGGGAGUUUAACCAUUAAUUUUGAUAUAAGUAUUAAAAUUUUGCAAAAUCCAAAUAAUAGAAGAUAAAAAAUUCAUAAAAUUAGAAAGCUCUUAUUAAUUCAAAUAUAAAAAAUUAUUAAGUAUCGUUUAUAAAAGACUUAAUAAAAUGAUGAAGAAGAAAUCUACUUUUAUUAUUAUACAUUCAAUGUAUAAAUAAAUAUUGUAUUUUUAUUUAAUAGAACUUUGUGAAUAAAGUUCUCAGUAAAUUAUUUACACUUUUAAAUUAUAAAGUGUCUUAAAGAAAAUAAAGAUGAUUUAUAACUAUAGAUCUAUUUAAAUAUAUAAUUCAAUAUCAUCAAAUAUAAUGGGUAAUAAAUCAAUUUUAUGUUUGAUUCUUAUUGAUGUGAUUGAGUAACUAACAACCCAUAACAUUAAAAUCUCAUGUUCAUAAUUAAAUGAAAAUGAAUACUAAAUAAAAAUUGAAGGUGUUAUAAAUGAUAAAGCUUAGAAUGUUAUAUACAAAAGACUAAAAACGUAAGAAUGGUUUUUCAAGAAAUUCACAAUUGACUAAUCAUGUAAUAGUUAUUUAGUAAAUAAUUUAUAGGUAUAAAAUUAAUUCUUUGGAAAGACCUACCUGAAAUAGAAGGUUAAGGAAUAACAAAAUGA